Molecule: messenger RNA, 1762 nt
Organism: Camellia sinensis
Lineage: Eukaryota; Viridiplantae; Streptophyta; Magnoliopsida; Ericales; Theaceae
Source: RefSeq, a predicted model, not a curated record
AACCGGGCUAGAAUUCCUAUCGUAUGGCCAAUCCAAAAUAUAACCGAGUUAAAAAAUCUUAGCCCAACCCAAUCCUAUGAGUGAAAAUACCUAUUCCAAGUAUUAAAAAUGUCGGACUAGACUGGGCUGGUAGGUUGGGCAGGCCAUCGGGGCAGUUCUUAGGUUAAUACCUGGUUAGGCAUGGAGCAUGCACCUCCUUCGGCCGGGUUUUUUAAGACCAGCUUUUUGGCAAUUUCAGCACAAAAAACAAAAAAUUGAAGCUCCAUUUGACAGCAAAAGAUGUCUAAUUAUUAGUUCAUUCAUUCAUUUCAGGAUUGCAAAACAGUUCUAACAAAUCUAAACAAACUAUCAAGAUUGUUGGCAUUACAGUCAGUGUUGGUGUUCUGCUACUUGGUUUAAGUCUAUUUUUUGUAUGGUGGAGAAGAAGGAAAACACAAAGACAACUGAAAGAAAAGACACAGCAUAGAGGUGCUCAUGAAAAAAGUCAAGAUAUUUUGCUAAAUGAAGGGAUUAUUAUGAGAAACAGAGAUUAUUCAUGUGAAAGUACAACAGAUGAAUUAGAAUUACCAUUAUUCGACUUCGGUACCAUGGCAAUGGCUACAAACAAUUUCUGUGAGGAAAAUAAACUGGGACAAGGUGGUUUUGGCAUUGUUUACAAAGGUAUGUUGAUGGAAGGUCAAGACAUUGCAGUGAAGAGGCUGUCAAGGAAUUCAGGGCAAGGAGUAGAAGAAUUUAAGAACGAGGUUAGGCUGAUUGCAAGGCUUCAACACAGAAACCUUGUUCGUCUCCUCGGUUGCUGCAUUGAGAUGGAAGAAAAAAUGCUGAUAUAUGAAUACAUGGAAAAUAGAAGCUUGGACUCCAUUUUAUUCAAUAAAGAGAGAUGCUCAAUAUUGAAUUGGCAAAGGCGCUUCAACAUCAUUUGUGGAAUUGCUCGGGGGCUUCUUUAUCUUCACCAAGAUUCGAGAUUUAGAAUUAUCCAUAGGGAUCUCAAAGCAAGUAACAUAUUACUCGAUAGAGAAAUGAAUCCAAAGAUAUCAGACUUUGGCAUGGCAAGAAUUUUUGGAGGAGAUCAGACUGAGGCAAACACAAGGAGAAUAGUUGGAACAUAUGGUUAUAUGUCUCCUGAAUAUGCAAUGGAUGGCCUUUUCUCGAUAAAAUCAGAUGUCUUUAGUUUUGGCGUGUUAGUGUUGGAGAUAAUAAGUGGUAAGAAGAACAGAGGAUUUUAUAAUGCCAACCAAGAGCUUAACCUUCUUGGACAUGCAUGGAAGUUGUGGAGAGAGAGAAAGGUGUUGGAAAUAAUGGACACUUCUGUUGGAGAAUCGAAUGCGACAUGUGAGGUAAUGCGAUGCAUUCAUGUUGGCCUCUUGUGCGUCCAAGAGCGAGCAGAAGAUAGGCCGUCCAUGGCAUCUGUCGUUCUCAUGUUGAGCAGUGAAACUGCAUCAAUGUCGCAACCUAAGCAUCCUGGGUUUUGUCUAGGAAGGCAACGUGUUGAAACCGAUUCAUUGUCAAGCAAGCAAGAUGAAUCAUGCACCUUGAACAAUGUCACCGUUACAAUACUAGAUGGCCGGUAAUCGGAGGUCUGACCUUCUCCAGCAUAAUUGCAUAUCUCAAGAUUUUUUAUUUUUUUAAUUUAUAAGUCCUUUGUUUUUUUGCCAUUUUUGUGAAAGGUUUAAGAGGGAAUAGUUGUUCUUUUGUGUAAGGGAGAUGUAUAAUAUGUUGAUUUAUAUGAUUCAGUUAAUACAAGUUCAAUAUUUUUAGGUUA